Salvelinus fontinalis (brook trout) is the source of this 401-nucleotide messenger RNA. Its product is annotated as SLC35A4 upstream open reading frame protein-like. The record is from RefSeq and is a predicted model, not a curated record. The transcript is spliced from 3 exons. Lineage: Eukaryota; Metazoa; Chordata; Actinopteri; Salmoniformes; Salmonidae. The coding region runs from base 81 to 392 and encodes 103 amino acids.
UCCAGACAAAAGUAAUCGUUCUGGAGUGGCGGUGCAUCCUAAGCAUAUGAGUAGAUCACAGAGCAUUCACUUAAACAAAAAUGGCGGGUGACAAGGAUCCUUUCAAGCAGAUGAAGGAUCUCAACCAGCUUAAGAAUCAACUGGAAGAUAUCCAGAAACGUGUGGAGACCGAAUUUGCAGCAGGAAUUCCACAGGGGGGCUCUGUGCUGGCAUCUCCCUUUUUGAAGGGGUUCCUGGCUGGGUACGUGGUGGCCAAGCUCCGCUCCUCAGCUAUCUUAGGAGUGCUACUAGGAACAUUCACAGGCAUCUAUGCUGCACAGAACUAUCAGGUGCCCAACAUUGAAAGCACUCUGAAGGACUAUAUGAGUUUGUUUAGAAAAGGACCAAAGUAAUGGGAAGAA